CUUCUUGGCGCCAACUCUCUUUAGAGCUCCUCCUGUUACCCUCUACACUUCCAUCUCAAGAUUUUCGCUAAACAAUCAGGACUCGUUCAUUUCUAUUACUCCUACUAGGCUCUUCAUACCUGCAGAGUUAUCUGGUAUCUGUUGUUGCUGCUGAGAAGUGUCAGGUAUCCAUGAAUUAGUGGAGGUGCGUGAAAGCAGGCCAAACACCACGGUCAUCAAAAAAAAAUUGAUAAUAAAGUUGGGCAUUGGCGGAGCAAAGAACAAAAGCCAAAGCAUAAGCAUUUUUCAUGAAGAUGUUUUUCAAUUUUUUUUAAAACUAGAGUGUGAUUCCAUAUUUUGAGCUCUUUACACUUGCAACUGUAAAUAACUUUCUAGUUUGAGGAGAGAUGAAACUAAGGAGGUGGAUGAUUAUGCUGAACUGAAGGAGAAAUUGGAAAAUUUGGGUAUAUGCUGCAAUUCUGUUAACCCUGAAGAAUACACAAGAUUAAUGUGUCCCAAGUGCAAAGGUGGUCGGUCAAUGGAAAGGAGUUUAUCAUUUCAUAUGUCAUCGAAAAGGAAUUCUGCAUUAUGGAGGUGUUUCAAUAUUGAAUGUGGAUGGGCAGGCCAGAUCCCACACAACAGUACGACAUCUGAUGGGGUCCAUCAACUUGGCAGAAUGAAUUAUCCUCGGAUACUUACAGAGGAAAGCUUGAAGUUAGAACCAUUAGGUGAUAUGCUGGCUGCAUAUUUUUCUACGAGGAUGAUAUCAAAGGAUACUCUGAAGAGAAAUCAUGUCAUGCAAAUGGCUGGUGAUCAGAUCAUCAUUGCCUUCACUUAUAGGAGGAAUGGUAUGCUCAUUGGCUGCAAGUAUCGGACACUUGAGAAAAGGUUUUGGCAGGAGAAGGGUGCAGAUAAGGUACUUUAUGGACUGGAUGAUGUCAGAGAAGCAGAUGAGAUCAUCAUUGUAGAAGGUGAAAUAGAUAAGCUUUCAGUGGAAGAAGCUGGAUUUCCUAACUGUGUCAGUGUUCCUAAUGGUGCACCACAAGGCAUCACAUCCAAAGAACUGCUACCACUGGAAGAGGAUACCAGAUUUUCAUACCUGUGGAACUGCAAAGAGUGCUUGGAGAAGGUGUCUCGGAUUGUGCUGGCAACUGAUGGUGAUUUACCAGGCCAAGCAUUGGCUGAAGAGCUUGCCCGCCGUCUGGGGAAAGAAAGGUGUUGGCAAGUAUGUUGGCCUAAAAAGGAUGAGUCAAGCAGUUAUAAAGAUGCGAAUGAGGUACUUGUAAAUCUCGGAGCAGAAGCUCUGAAAGAAGCGAUUGAAUGUGCCGUGCCAUAUGAAAUGCAGAAUUUGAACUAACCCACAAAGUUCUCAGUUUUAAGAUAUCUUUUAAACAGUACUUGACCCUCUCCUCGAUAUUUUAUGCGUCUACUGCAUCUGUAAGAAACAUUACUCAAGAUGAGGACUCAAAGCAAUGUUUGACAACACGUAGAUUUCCCUUUUCAAAAAUUUCGUGUUCUCCUUUAGAUCUUGGAGUUGGAUUUCUCAAAGAAGCGUGCUUAAAUAGGUGACAGGUUGGUAGAUGAAAUGUUUUCAUUCUCUACUUGGAAUGAAGGUUCUUGUGACAUUGUUAUAAAGAUGCUUGGAAGAAUAGAAUGGAAUCGGCUUGGCCACAGGUUAAGGAGAUUUAGUUUCUUAUAAUUUAUAUUAUAUUUUCAUUUAUUAUUUGUUUUAAAUAAUAUUAA
Solanum dulcamara is the source of this 1722-nucleotide messenger RNA. RefSeq names its product primase homolog protein. Gene Ontology annotation, molecular function: 5'-3' DNA helicase activity; single-stranded DNA binding. The record is from RefSeq and is a predicted model, not a curated record. The coding region runs from base 488 to 1336 and encodes 282 amino acids. The transcript has 15 exons. Lineage: Eukaryota; Viridiplantae; Streptophyta; Magnoliopsida; Solanales; Solanaceae.